GUGAUGGAUUUGAGUUGGAUAUAUAUAGAGGGAGAGAUGCCUCGAUUAUGAAGGGUUUCUUAUUCUCAUCAUCAUCAUCAUCAUCAAUCAGAUAUAAUAUAGAUACCAAUACACAUAAGAGUAACACUUUUAUCCCGAUAUCAAAUUUGUUUUUCAAAGACACAGUUUUAUCAUCACCAACACCCCAAACAUCAUCAACAGCACAUCUAUAAAAAUGCCUGCCGGAUUCCCCGCCUACCCAGCUUCCAGCUUUCCCAACGAAAAACCCCCAACUCUCUUUCAUCCCUCCUCUCCCAAAUCCCCAAAAGCAACACCCGUCUCCUACUCCACCUCGAAGUCCUACACUGCUACAUCUUCUUCCUCUUCAAAAGACUCAACGGAGACCACUGCCAAAUACACUCCCGCAAACGAUACCUCUUCCCUCUACAGCACCACUUCCACCAUUUCUCUUUUGAAGCAUCCGUUCAGUACACUCAAAACAAAGUUCUCGCACAAGGAACGUUCGAAGAAAGAAUUAGCCAAGCCGAGUGAGAAGACACGUACGUUCGACCCAAAGGCCUGAUGUGGUGGAUGUGAAUGAAAGAGUAGAAGGCUGACUUCAUGAGAUUGGCAGCGAGACAAUCACUUACGGAGACAUAUAUGAUCAUGGCUAUGAAGUAAACUUAGCCGGCGUUCGAUUUGUCUUUUUUUGUGACUGGUGUUUUGCUCGCGGAACCUUGGGAUCUGGGGAUUUCGCGAUCAUGUUGUGAAAUCAUAUAUCCUUCGGCAUGGGGGUUUGCGGAGUUUUUUAUUUAAAUUAUUGGUGACAUGCUGGUAGCAUUAGGGAUGAAACUAGAUACUCAUGGAACAAUCCUUUCCUGAAUGGAAAUGAAUGUA
Molecule: messenger RNA, 876 nt
Organism: Botrytis cinerea B05.10
Lineage: Eukaryota; Fungi; Ascomycota; Leotiomycetes; Helotiales; Sclerotiniaceae
Exons: 2
Coding region: 215-562 (115 amino acids)
Source: RefSeq, a predicted model, not a curated record